AUGAACGAUGAGGAGGAACGGAUCUACAUGUAUUCUGAUAUUUUCUCGCAUGGUCUGAGUGGAGAAGAAAACAGUGAUGAUGCAGUCGAAAGGGAAAAGAGGAAGACCAAAAAAAAAAAAAAAAAUUUAAACGAUAAUAACCUAAAGAAUGGAGAAAAUGAAUACAGUAAACUGAGGGCAGAAAACUCAACCAUUUUAAAUGACUACUUCGAUGUAGAACCCAUAAAAGAUUUUACCCCUCAGGUGGUUAAUGCGUCCUUGCACAGUGACUUUUUACAAUUCCCACAGAAUAAGGAACACACGUUGAAUAUCUUCGAUGGGGAACUCACCGUGAAUAAACACUCUGUGCAGUUGCGCAAGUCUGGGUUCUACUGCAUCUACGUGGAGAAUAGCAACAAUAGCAAAUGGGAUAGCAUCUACUUUGGGCUGUCCAAGAUGCAAGUGGAAGUGAACUACAAACUGAUCCCGCAGAAUGAGGAGGAGGCAACCCAGGGGAAGACUCAGCUAAGGAAUAAACAGGCCACUACUCGGGAGAAACCCCAACGGAGGAAAAGCCCAUCGGUGAACCCAAAGGAGGAAGAAGAAGAAUUAGACGAAGGAGGAGACGAAGCAGAAGAAGAGGGAGAGGGUGAGGAAAGUGACGAAGUGGGCGACGUGGAGGAUGAGAAGAGAGAACCCACGAUAAUAGAAAAUGAAAACCUGAAUGAUGAAAUCAGCAAAAUCUGUAACUACAAUUUUGACCAGACAGAUAUUUUGUAUGAAGAAUCCAAAGAAAGGAAGAACAAAAAACAUAUUAGCAAAAUGAAGGGUAGAAAAAAAAACUACUACGAUAACUUAAGGGUGAAGCAUAAAAAAAAGGAAUCUGUUUCGUUAGAAGAGAAUAAAACCAACACGGAAAACAUUUCGUGCACUUUUCACAAUGAAAAUCAAAUAAGGGUAUCUUCGAAAAAGAAGAAAUACGUCUAUCUAUACAAUUGCAGUGCUAACAGUAUGCUGCACUUGAAUGUUAGCACUUGCAUGUCCCUUGGCAUGACUAUAGAGUGCCGCUACGGGUUGCUUUACUGUGGCAAGUACAACCAGAUCCCGCAGGAUCCUUACACGCCGUUUAGAAAACCCGUUUCCAUCCUGUCUCUGGACGGAGGAGGCAUCCUGGCCAUGUCAACGCUAAUCGUGCUGAACAGAAUCGAAAAUGAAAUCCGGAAGGAGAUCGGCAACGACGACGUGAAAUUGAUCGACUGCUUCGACAUGAUCUGUGGAACAAGUGCAGGUGGAUUGAUCUCCCUGGCUCUGUUAAAAGAGAUGGGGCUUCGAGACGUCACCAACCUGUUGCCAAGUACCAUGCAAAAAAUAUUCGAAGGAAACAGGAACCUAAUUUCGGGAAUCCUAUUCGAAGGGUACGAUAUAAAUAACGUGAAAGAUUUAUUUAUGGAAAAAUUGGGAAGCAUGUUUAUGUCUUCUUACAAAAAAGUGUAUUGCUUCGUGACGGCAACGGAUGUGAAACACAACCCGUAUAAGUUGUUCCUCCUGAGGAAUUAUUCUCAUAAGUACAAUGCAAUAAAUGGGGAAUCCUACGAAGGGAUCAAUAAGGUUCCAUUAUGGCUAGCUGCCUGGGCAACUGCAUCUGCCCCAACGUAUUUGAAAGGACCCAGUUCUGAGGAUAUUAAAGAUCUGGGCUUCCACAUAAAACCGGAGAUACAUCUUGUAGAUGGAGCGUUGAAGGCAAGUAAUCCCGCUCUUAUCGCAUUGGAAGAAUGUGCCAGACUGAACAACAAAAAUCUCUCUGCCUUUAUUAAGGAGGAGCUAGAUACGAUAGUUUCCAUAGGGACAGGAAAAUCUCCUACCAAAUUGACACAGUCAGUGGCUAGCGGAAAAUCUGCCUCGACAUUUGAAAUAAUACUUAAUUCAGGUCACCUUCUAACUAGAGCAAAUGAAACACAUCGAGAAGUUCUGCAGUGGCUUUCCGACAGGGAGAAUACCUACUUCCGUUUUAACGUUCCCAAUAUUGGGGAUAUAGACAUCGACAGCCAGGACGUGCGUGACUUUGAUUUAAUAGCAAAGGCCACACGCGACUACCUCUUCGAUGAAAAAUUCUACGAGAUAAAACGACUGGCGCAUAAGCUGGCCAACAACUAUAUGCGUUCCAGGUAUUUAUAG
Plasmodium coatneyi is the source of this 2154-nucleotide messenger RNA. Its product is annotated as Phospholipase. Gene Ontology annotation, molecular function: glycerophospholipase activity. Gene Ontology annotation, biological process: fatty acid metabolic process. Gene Ontology annotation, cellular component: membrane. The record is from RefSeq and is a predicted model, not a curated record. Bases 1 to 2154 code for a protein of 717 amino acids. Lineage: Eukaryota; Apicomplexa; Aconoidasida; Haemosporida; Plasmodiidae. The transcript has 3 exons.